AUGUUUUUUAAACUCUGGCCACAAGAGAAUGGCGAAUGGGAAAUUAUUUACCGCCCGGCUCGUAAAAACAUCAACUGGCUUGUUCCUCGAGACAGCAACAAACAUCAGGACAUCACCUUCUACCUCAUCAUUAAGCGCAAACCUCUCUUUUACAUCAUCAACAUCGUCAUUCCCUGCAUCCUCAUCGCCUUCAUGAUCAUCCUUGUCUUCUACUUGCCGGCUGACAGUGGGGAGAAAAUGACUUUGGGUAUCUCCAUCCUCUUGGCUCAGUCUGUAUUUCUGCUGCUGAUUUCUCAGCGCCUCCCGGCCACCUCCUUCGCCAUACCCCUCAUUGGCAAGUACCUGCUCUUCGUCAUGCUUCUGGUGACUGCAGUCAUAGUGGUGUGCACGGUGGAGCUGAACAUUCAUUUUCGGAGCCCAAGCACUCAUAUCUUGUCUGAAUGGACGAAAGAGUUCUUCCUUGACACCCUUCCGCGCAUCCUCCGCAUGUCCAAGCCAGCGGAGAGUGACCCCGCGCCGCAGGACGGCUUCCUGAUCCGGCGUUCCAGCUCGGUCGGUUACAUCGCCAAAGCGGAGGAAUAUUUCACCAUUAAAUCCCGCAGCGAGCUCAUGUUUGAGAAGCAGUCGGAGAGACACGGCUUAACUAGACGGAUUACCCCUGCACGACCAAGCCCCCAUGAGGAAGGCUAUUUGCAGGACCAGCUGUACAAUGAGAUCAAGCCAGCCAUUGCUGGAGCCAAUUUCAUCGUGAAGCACAUGCAGGAGAAGAGCAACUAUAAUGAGGAAAACGAAGAGUGGAUCCUGGUGGGGAGAGUCAUUGACCGUGUCUGCUUCCUCAUCAUGGCCUCCGUUUUUGUCUUCGGUACCGUUGGCGUCUUCCUGAUAGCUCACUUCAACCAAGCUCCAGCCAAACCUUUUGCGGGAGAUCCGAGGACAUAUCUGCCCGAGUAG
Molecule: messenger RNA, 951 nt
Organism: Thamnophis sirtalis
Lineage: Eukaryota; Metazoa; Chordata; Lepidosauria; Squamata; Natricidae
Source: RefSeq, a predicted model, not a curated record